AUGACCAUGGACACCGUCACCCGUGUCACGCCGCGGAGGACCGACGAGCUGACGGGGCGGGCUACUUCGACGGUGCAAAAAGAUCAGGCAAGGGUUCUUGAGUUUCAGCUGCCGGCUGCACCAUUCACGGACGGGCUGGUGAGCCUCACCGCAACCUCCUUCCCGCUUGCUUGCGCACCUCCCCAGAGCUGGGGCGAGAGAGGAGCCAGAGACCACUUCAAGAGGACCCAGAACUACUACUCCCUGCAUCGUUUCACUGGGAGACCUCUUGGGAGGUCCGGCGCUCCCACUAGCCUAGGUGUUGUCCGCAGCUGGGACGGAAUUCAGAAUAUCACAGACCUCAAUCACGGCCUGUGGUACGGCGUCAACGUCACUUUCGGUACACAGGAGCUCACUUUGGUCCUCGACACAGGGAGUAGCGACACUUGGGCAUUUUCCACGGCCACACAGUGCGUAGAGACCACGGGCGGCGACGAGGAGAGUGCUGGAGGGAGAGAUGACUUCUGUGUGUUCGGCCCUCCAUCUGAGGGUGAUUUUCCCCUGGGGACCUUUGAGCAUCUGCACUUCAGCACAGAUUACUGGGGCAACCAGACCGUCAACGGAGCUCUCGGCCUGAUGGACGUGACCGUAGGCGGACUACGCGUGACGAACCAGACCGUCGGGCUCGCCACCAACGCAACACGGUGGCUCGGCCGCGGGCCCAGCUCCGGGGUGUUGGGGCUCGCGUACCCCGGGCUCACCAAAGCCUUCACCGACUCGGGUAUUCGGGCCGAUCCAAUCCUGUACCCUCCUGUCAUCUCCAAUAUGAUCGAAGAGGGGAUUAUGCAAGGGGGUUUCAGCCUCGCGCUCAACAGGCCUGGGAGCGGCGAGAACGGAGGUGUGAUUGCUUUUGGUGGAGUCCCCGACGACGUCCCGGGCGUCGACUGGAACAUGACCAUACAGACAGAUAUCAUUAUUGCGAUCGUCGAUGAUGAACCUGCUUUGCCACCAGAUUAUUCAUUCUACACAAUCAUAUCAGACGGCUGGCAAUUCAAAGAUGCCAUUCUCGAUGAUAGGAAAAUCGCAUACAACAUCGACAGCGGCACGCCUUUCAACUGCCCAAAAGACCUUCAUUCUAACACCCACGCAGACACCGCAAAUUACAUUGCAGAUGCCUACAUCCCACCAGCCAAGUACAACGCCACCUACGGUGUCUAUUUCGUCGACUGUGACGCCAUCGCCCCAGACGUCGCUGUCGACAUCAACGGCAUGCCCUUCUGGCUGAACCCUGAAGGCCUUGUGGUGGGUCGUUUGACCGCCUCUCAGGAUCAGUCAUGCUUCGCCGCCUUCACCGAUUGCGGGUGGACAGGACCAUAUGUCCUCGGUAAUAGUUUCCUUCAGAACGUUUUGGCCAUUUUUGAUGUAGAGGAUAGGGUGAUAGAGUUUGUUAGCCGCACGUACUACUGA
Diaporthe citri is the source of this 1446-nucleotide messenger RNA. RefSeq lists its product as uncharacterized. Gene Ontology annotation, biological process: proteolysis. Gene Ontology annotation, molecular function: aspartic-type endopeptidase activity. Gene Ontology annotation, cellular component: fungal-type vacuole. Bases 1 to 1446 code for a protein of 481 amino acids. The record is from RefSeq and is a predicted model, not a curated record. The transcript has 4 exons. NCBI's taxonomy places the organism in Eukaryota, Fungi, Ascomycota, Sordariomycetes, Diaporthales, Diaporthaceae.